Cyclocybe aegerita is the source of this 1578-nucleotide messenger RNA. Lineage: Eukaryota; Fungi; Basidiomycota; Agaricomycetes; Agaricales; Hemipholiotaceae. The record is from the annotation of a GenBank genome assembly.
AUGAACAUUCGUGAAACACACUCCUUCAUUGCGGCUGCCGUUGCUCACAAUCCCUCGAUCUUUGACCUGUCUAUUGAGAAGCAAAUUCAAGAAUUAAUCCUUCAACCUCUUUCUCAAGCUUCAUCUUCGUUGUCAGCAUCGACCUCCCCGAAGUUGAUCAUCAUCGAUGGUUUAGAUGAAUGUAUAAAUCAAGACGCUCAAUGCACCAUUGUCGAGCAGUUCGCAGAUGCUGUCCGGCAGAUGCAGCACAACUUGCCACAGAAAGUCAUCAUCGUCAGCCGCCCCGAACAACGCCUAAGUUCUGCCUUCUCCGACGAGAAACUAGUUCCGUGUCUCAAGCAGCUGUGUUUAGACAACACUUGGAAGCCAGACGACGACAUCCACCUUUUCCUUGUCGAUAGUUUCGCAGGUAUCAAGAAAAAACAUCCGCUUUCCGGACUCAUCGAAGAUGCUUGGCCAUCCGAGAAAGAUAUCAGGAGUCUCGUCCUCAAAUCUUCUGGGCAAUUUAUCUUUGCGGCAACUGUUGUCAACUACGUCAAAUCAACGCGUCACGAUCCCCGCGAGCGCCUGAAAGUUGUUCAAGGUCUCAAGAAAGACGAGAAAAACCCUCCAUUUGCUGAGCUGGAUGCACUGUACCGACAUAUCCUUCUGUCGGUGGAGAACCAGCCCAUUCUCGUCCCUUUACUUCGCAUCGUCCUCAUGCGAUCCAUUGAACCCGCUGUGGAUAUAUACCAGCCAAUGAAAAUUGCCAGAUUCCUCUUGGACCUUCGCGAAGGAGUCGUUGAGUUACUCCUUAGUGAUCUUGCAUCCGUUGUCGAGGCCGAUACUUAUGAUGAGAUUCACUUUCAUCACGCGUCGUUUCAGGAUUUCCUGUUAGAUAAAGAUCGGUCAAAGGAAUUCUUUGUCAACAGUAAUUUCAUGAAUGCCAACCUCGCUCGAGACUGUCUUCAGCUCUUUUCCAAGUACCCCGCAAUGGAUUCCGACGAUUGCUGGGAGGCAUGCCUUCGUGGACCCGAACACUUUUUGUAUCAUAUUUCGGACGAUGCUGUGUCUGUUGAUGUCUAUGACGCCCUCAACGAACUCGAUGUUGAGUCCCUGUUGCACAGUCUUUCGACACACCCAGCAACAGUCAAUGCGAAGGUGCCGGACGGCGUAGUAGGCUUGAUGCUACUUUCAUUGAAGGAUGAACCCCAUCCAUCUCUGGGAAGAACACUUCCCAUACCUCCGGUAAUCAGCAAGCUCGUUGAGUGUGUCCUUUUGAAACUCCGGAAUUUUCCAUUCAACGGAUUUGAUAACGAUCCUGGUAUCGACAUCGUCGUGUUUGCUUAUCCUUAUGAGAUAUUGUCGCCAUCGAGUCUUCGCAAGAACCUGAUGGCCAUUCUGCCAAUCUCAUUGUCGGUUUCGCCUAACGCCAGCGCCAACCCUUUCACGGAUGAAUUGAUGUUUUGCUUCGAGCUUAUCGCGAAUUGGCUCACAUUGUUUAGCAGGGCAGAUAUCUUUGGCCUGUAUGCACUUACGCCACCGUGCCUGAUGAAUGCGGCUAGUGUAUGCUUGGAAUACUUGACCAAUGUUUUGUGA